Molecule: messenger RNA, 2184 nt
Organism: Micromonas commoda
Lineage: Eukaryota; Viridiplantae; Chlorophyta; Mamiellophyceae; Mamiellales; Mamiellaceae
Exons: 1
Coding region: 1-2184 (727 amino acids)
Biological process (GO): mRNA cis splicing, via spliceosome
Cellular component (GO): U1 snRNP; U2-type prespliceosome
Molecular function (GO): RNA binding; protein binding
Source: RefSeq, a predicted model, not a curated record
AUGGCGGGGCGAGGCCGCGCGGCCACGCUUCCGGCGUGGAUGACCGCGCCCGCGCCGCCCGGAGGCGGCGCGGGCGCACCCCCGGGCCCGCCAUCCCGGGUCGCCCCCGCGCCACCCGCGCCCCCGCGCAGGUGGACCGAGCAUCGCGCGCCGGACGGCAGGCCCUACUGGAACGACGGCACGCGAUCGACGUACGCCAAGCCGCAGGAACUCAUGACUCCGAUGGAGCGAGCUGACGCGUCGACGCGAUGGAGAGAGAACCGGGCGCCCGACGGCAGGACGUACUACUACCAUCAAGACACGCGAGAGACGCGCUGGUCCCUCCCGGACGACCUGCGCCUGGCGCGCGAGGCGGCUGCGCUGGCGCAAACCGCCAUUGCUGCCGCCGCCGCGGCGAGAUCAUCAUCACCCGCCCCACCACCACCACCCGCAGCCGCCGCCGCCGCAUCCGCGGGCCCAUCCGCGGGCAGCCCGAAAGCUCGGGUCCCGAGACCGCGCGACCCCAACGCCCCGCCGCGCGUCUACGCCGACAGGGAGGAAGCCAAGGCUGCGUUCAAGGAGCUCCUCGAGGAUUACGAGAUUCGAGCCGGCGCCAAAUGGGACGAGACCGCGAAGCAGAUCGCCGCCGACGAACGCUUCGGCGCGCUCAAAACGAUCGGCGACAAGAAGCAGUGCUUCAACGAGUACCAGACCCAGCGGGCGAAGCACGAGCGCGAGGCGAAGAGGCUAGCGGAGAAGGCGGCGAGGGCGAACUUCACCGCCAUGCUCGAAGAGCGCUGGCGAGAAUUCGGCGUCGAAGAUCCGUCGCUCGCGCGGCACAGGCCUCGGUUACAGGACCACGUCGACGCCAUCGCGGGAGCUGAAGAUCCCCGAUGGAGCGCCGUGAAGGACCCGCGCGAUCGCGAGGACCUGUUCCGAUCCUUCUGCGACGCGCUGCGAAUCAAACUCAGGGACGAGAAGAAGAAACUCAGGGACGAGAAAGUGAACGCGUUUAAAGCGACGCUGCGCGCGAUGGGCGUGGACGGCGUCGUGGACUGGACGUGGCGCAGGGUCCUCGACGAGCUCGCCAAGGACGUCGAAACGACAAACCCUGAUAAGGACGGCGACGGGGGGAUUCGAACCCUCGACCGAUCGAUCCAGUUGGAGGCGUACGAGGAAUACGCCGACGAGCUCGAGAGGGCGCACGCGCGGCUGGCGAGGGAGGAGAAGGCGGCGCGUCUGCGCGAGGAGCGCCGGCGCCGCGACGCGUUCGUGAGAUCGCUCAAGCGCGCGCGCCACCGCGGCUCGUUGCGGUUGCGGAUGCCGUGGCGAACGUUCGUGGAGAGGUUCCUCGAGAACGACGUCGCGUUCGUCGAGUUGUCCCGUAACCUCUCCGGGUCCCGGGCCCGAGAAUUGUACGACGACGAGCAGGAGGAGAUGGAAUUGUUAGCGGCGGAGGACCGAGCCGCCGUCGAGGCGGCGGCGGCGAAGGCGGGUUUCGACAUCAUCGCGAACGAGACGACGAGGGAUGCGCUGAUGGCGGCGGUGCGCGGGAAGGCGUCGCUUCCGGCGCGGGUGACGGGAGAGACGGGGGGUGACGAGGCUCGGGACGGGGAGAUCGACGGGGCUCAACCUCGACGCGUCGACUCGAAGGAGGAGGAGGAGGAGGAGGAGGAGGAGGAGAGGCUGCGGGUCGCGUGCGGCGACGCGGUGGUGGCCGCGAAGGAACGCGCGAGACGCGCGGCGCGCCGGAAGGAACGCGCCCUGGACGAUUUCUAUUACCUGCUCAGGUCCCGGCGGCGAGACGUGCCCAUCACGCCGAGCUCGACGUGGGCGGACGUCGAGACCGCGCUCGCGGGCGAGCGCGCGUGGAUCAAGUGCGUCGGUCAACCCGCGAGCGGCGGCGGUGGCGACGAUGGACCCGUUGAGGGGAAGGGGGGGAACGAUCCAUCGAACGUCAAAGAGAAACCCAAGGAGACGUACCGGGCGGACGCCGAGGCGGUGUUUGUCAAGUACGUCGAGAAGCUCGGACGGCGCGAGGCGCAGGCGAGGGAGGCGAUGGAGGACGGCGAGGCGAUGGACGAGGGAGUGUACGACGCGCAGGACGACGAGGACGUCGCGGUGGAGUUGAGGCGGCGGAAAGAGAGGGACGACCUGAGCGACGAGUUGGACGCUCGGGGCGGGAAACGCGAUCGACGGCGGUGA